This is a messenger RNA of Fusarium sp. VM40, 780 nucleotides long. Lineage: Eukaryota; Fungi; Ascomycota; Sordariomycetes; Hypocreales; Nectriaceae. The record is from the annotation of a GenBank genome assembly.
AUGGGUCAACACUACUCUCAACCUCGACCAGGCACCAAGCUUCAGGUUAUUGGCGCUGGCCUUCCACGUACCGGAACUGCAUCAAUCAGCAGUGCUUUGGAAAUUCUGCUCGACGGUCCCGUGUAUCAUGGCGCGACUCAAGUUCUUCUUGGCCCUGAAAAAGAAAUCAAAACAUGGAUUCAGGUGCUGAUGCAAUGGCAUCCACAAGAGAACUCCACAAGGCGCUCCAAUCUAGAUCUCAUCAAAGAACGCAUUGAUGGGUUCGUCGCAAUCACGGACUCACCCGGCUCAACAUUGGUGCCGGAAUUAAUGACGCUCUAUCCAGAUGCGAUAGUGAUCUGUACUGUCCGCGAUGUUGAAGCGUGGGAACGAAGCAUGGCUACCGUUAGUAGCAAAUCGACGCAGUGGUUUCUACGUUUCGUGUUGUUCCCUGUACCCUCGCUGAGGUACUUUGUGGAUUAUAUUGAUGCGCUACGUCAGCAGUGGUUUCUCAAGUAUGGUGAAACAGAGCCAGUGACGAGUAGCUCGUAUGAUCAGCACAUCACUUGGCUGAAGGAAAAGGUGCCGGAGAAUCGCCUGGUAUUUCUGCAAGUUCAUGAUGGCUGGGAGCCGUUGUGCAAGGCUUUAGAUUUACCAGUCCCAAAAGAUGUCCCUUUCCCAAGGAUCAACGAUAGCCAAGCUAUAGACAAUUUUGCAAAGAGGCACGUCACUAGAGGGCUGGUAAGGUGGGGAGUAAUACUGUUGGUUGUCGGCGUAAGCGCGUGGACGUUUUUGUGGUAA